Messenger RNA from Protomyces lactucae-debilis, 246 nucleotides. RefSeq lists its product as uncharacterized. NCBI's taxonomy places the organism in Eukaryota, Fungi, Ascomycota, Taphrinomycetes, Taphrinales, Protomycetaceae. The record is from RefSeq and is a predicted model, not a curated record. The transcript has a single exon. The coding region runs from base 62 to 217 and encodes 51 amino acids.
AUUGCAGUAAUGCACCAUUCUCUUGACAAGGAAAUACUGAAAGUAAGGCCGUGAGGCUACAAUGGCGCCGAGACCUACAGUAAUGCACCAACCUCUUGACAAGGAAGUACUGACAUCAAGACCUUCAAGCUGCAACAGCCCCGACGCGCCUGCAGUAAUGCACCAUCUCCUUGACAAGGCAACGCUGACGGUAGAAGAACCCGGUUUCAAGCGCUGAUCUUGGCACCAGAUAAUUGUUGUAAUCCG